Messenger RNA from Fusarium musae, 1461 nucleotides. It is a transcript of the gene NUO51, whose product is annotated as NADH-ubiquinone oxidoreductase 51 kDa subunit, mitochondrial precursor. Gene Ontology annotation, molecular function: FMN binding; 4 iron, 4 sulfur cluster binding; NADH dehydrogenase (ubiquinone) activity. NCBI's taxonomy places the organism in Eukaryota, Fungi, Ascomycota, Sordariomycetes, Hypocreales, Nectriaceae. Bases 1 to 1461 code for a protein of 486 amino acids. The record is from RefSeq and is a predicted model, not a curated record. The transcript is spliced from 3 exons.
AUGCUGUCCACGAGAACGGCGCCCAAGAAGGCCGUCGGCCUCUCACGGACCGCCGUGAGGGGUCUGGCUACUGUCCAGGACGGCGCCCCGAAGCGAACAUACGGUGGUCUACGAGACCAGGAUCGCAUUUUCCAGAACCUCUAUAACCGAUAUCCCGUGGACCUCAAGAGUGCUAGGAAGAUGGGCGAUUGGCACAAGACCAAGGAGAUUAUUCUCAAGGGACACGAUUGGAUCAUCAGCGAGGUCAAGGCCUCCGGUCUUCGAGGACGAGGUGGUGCUGGUUUCCCCUCGGGUCUCAAAUGGUCUUUCAUGAACUUCAAGGACUGGGACAAGGACACCAAGCCCCGUUACCUUGUCGUCAAUGCCGAUGAGGGUGAGCCCGGAACCUGCAAGGACCGUGAGAUUAUGCGAAAGGACCCACACAAGCUCAUCGAGGGAUGUCUUAUUUCUGGCCGAGCCAUGAACGCAACCGCCGCCUAUAUCUACAUCCGUGGUGAAUUUGUCGAGGAGGCUGCUGUUCUCCAGCGAGCCAUCAACGAAGCCUACGCCGCCGGCCUGAUCGGAAAGAACGCCUGUGACUCCGGCUACGACUUCGAUGUUUACCUGCACCGAGGUGCUGGUGCCUACGUCUGUGGUGAGGAGACUUCUCUUAUUGAGUCUCUGGAGGGCAAGCCUGGAAAGCCUCGUCUCAAACCCCCGUUCCCUGCUGCCGUCGGUCUUUUCGGAUGCCCUUCAACUGUUACCAACGUCGAGACUGUUGCGGUUGCCCCUACUAUCUGCCGACGAGGAGGAAGCUGGUUUGCUGGCUUCGGCCGUGAGCGUAACCAGGGCACCAAGUUGUUCUGUAUCUCUGGCCAUGUCAACAACCCCUGCACUGUUGAGGAGGAGAUGUCCAUUCCUCUGCGUGAGCUGAUUGACAAGCACUGUGGUGGUGUUCGAGGUGGAUGGGAUAACCUUUUGGCUGUCAUCCCCGGUGGUUCUUCUACUCCUGUUCUCCCCAAGCACAUCUGCGAUGACCAACUGAUGGACUUUGAUGCCCUCAAGGACAGCCAGUCUGGUCUUGGCACUGCUGCUGUUAUCGUUAUGGAUAAGAGCACCGAUAUUGUCCGAGCUAUCAGCCGUCUCAGCCACUUCUACCGCCACGAGAGCUGCGGCCAGUGCACACCUUGCCGAGAGGGUAGCAAGUGGACAGAGCAGAUGAUGAAGCGAUUUGAGAAGGGUCAGGCCCGCGAGCGUGAGAUUGACAUGCUCCAGGAGCUCACCAAGCAGGUUGAGGGUCACACUAUUUGCGCUCUGGGAGAGGCCUUCGCCUGGCCUAUUCAGGGUCUUAUCCGACACUUCCGACCUGAGCUGGAGGCUCGUAUCCAGAAGUUCUCUCAGGAGCAUGGUGGUGAGGCCCUUGCUGGUGGAUGGAACCAUAAUGCCAGAGCCCAAGGCAAGUUGGUGUCUCCCGGUCAAUAA